UUUAUAUGUUAUACAAAUUCGUACUUUCUAUCGACGUCUAUCGCAAUCUUGUCACACAAUAACGUAUUUUCUAAUAUUAACAAUGAAAGAUACAAACAAACGAGUUUUAUAUACAUUUUUAUGAAUUAUUGUGUUUUGUAUAUUUUUGCUUAACAAUAAUUUUGUUGCUUCAUUCCCUCAAAAACUACUCAUAUCGAGAGAAAACAUUCCAAAUGUUCCCUAACCUCAAUUUUUAAGCGUCAUUAUAAUGUUCUUGUUUUUACACUUUAUUAUAUUUACAAUUACUAGUUUAAGUGUAUUUAUGUUCUCUAACUACCUCAAUGUUAUAUAUAUUUUUGAUAUUUAUAAACAGUGGUUCUUUAAUGACAUUCAUGACUUUCAAUUGUAUGAUUUUAUCAUUGUUGGAGCUGGUACUGCAGGUGCAAUUUUAACUAAAAGAUUAGCAGAACAUGGAUAUACAAUAUUAUUACUUGAAGCUGGAGGAGUUGCACCACCUUUCUUAGAUAUUCCAUUGUUAGCUCCUCUCAUUCAAAACACUCCAUAUGAUUGGCAAUACAUCACUGUACCACAACAGAAUGCUUGCAAGGGUUUAAAGAACAAUCAAAGCAAAUGGCCAAUGGGUAAAAUCCUUGGUGGAACUAGUAGAUUAAAUUAUAUGCUCUAUGUACGAGGACAUCCUUUAGAUUAUAAGGAUUGGUUUCCAGAUUUUAUUGAACCUAUUAAAGGAAAUGGUGGCCCAAUGCAUAUAACUGAUUUAGGAUGGAACACUGGUCUUGCCGACAUAAUUUUAAAAGGAUUGCAAGAAUUACAUCAAGACAUUGGCAACAUCAAUGAUAAUUUAAAAACUGGUUUCAUGAAAACACAAUUAUCUAUGGAAAAUGGAAAACGGUGGAGUACAGACAAAUUAUUGUACAAAUAUCUAAAAACUAAAUUGUCCAUUAUUACUCAUGCUCAUGUGGAAAAAGUAUUAAUGCAAUCAAACAGAGCAAUAGGAGUGCAGUUUAUUGCAUUAAAUAAAACAUUUAAAGCAAUUUCAAAAAAAGGUGUUAUUCUGUGUGCUGGUGCGAUUGGUACUCCAAAAUUAUUAAUGUUGUCUGGUAUUGGACCAAAAAAACACUUGGAGAAUUUAAAAAUAAAUGUCAUUAAUGAUUUACCAGUUGGUCAACAUUUAGUUGAUCAUGUGCUUACUGGAAUUGAUCUAAUUAUGCUUAAUACAAGCAUAGGUCUUAGUAUGGCUAGUACUUUAAAUCCGAUGUCAGCAUUAAAUUACUUUUUUUUUGGAAAAGGACCUUGGACAUUUUCAGGAGUUGAAGUUUUGGGAACAUUUCAUAGUUCUACUCAAAAAAAUAAAUCAGAUAUACCAGAUUUACAAAUAAUGGUAAUGCCACUUGGGCUAUCAAGAGAUAAUGGUGUUGUUUUAAAAGAAGCUAUGGGAAUUUCCGAAAAAGUAUAUAAAGAAUACUUUGCUCCUAAUUCAUAUAAAAACACAAUAACAAUUGCUCCAGUGUUAUUACAUCCAAAAAGCAAAGGAGAAAUCAAAUUGAGUAGUAAUAACUCUCUUGACCCACCUUUAAUUGAUCCAAAAUAUUUGUCAAAUAAAGAUGAUAUUGCAACUCUUAUAGAUGGGUUACAAUUUGUAAAAAAACUUAUUGAAACCAAUGCAAUGAAAAGUGUUGGUGCAACUAUUUAUAAAAAACAUUACCCUGGUUGUGAAAAUGAAAUAUUUGAUAGCACAAAAUAUUGGGAAUGUUACAUACAACAUUUAACUUUAACUUCAUAUCAUCCUGCCGGUACAUGUCGAAUAGGUGAUGUUGUUGAUGAAAUGUUUAAGGUUUACGGUACAAAAAAUUUAUAUGUAGUUGAUGCAUCUGUAUUUCCGGUUUUACCAAGUGGUAAUAUUAAUGCUGCAGUUACAAUGAUUGCCGAAAAAGCUGCACGUAUAAUUAAACAUAAUACAAAAGUUUACAUGAGUCAUACAGAAUGUCAUAAAUUAUAUAAUUAUUACUAUAUACCUAAUGAUUAAUAUAUGAGAAAUAUAAUUCUUUUAUUGAAUACUAAUUUUAAUCUAAUUUAAGUAAAUAAAGCUAAAUCAUAAGAAGUA
Molecule: messenger RNA, 2101 nt
Organism: Bombus huntii
Lineage: Eukaryota; Metazoa; Arthropoda; Insecta; Hymenoptera; Apidae
Product: glucose dehydrogenase [FAD, quinone]-like
Exons: 11
Coding region: 248-2023 (591 amino acids)
Molecular function (GO): ecdysone oxidase activity; flavin adenine dinucleotide binding
Source: RefSeq, a predicted model, not a curated record